AUGGCAAAUAGAGCCAUAGUAAGAGGCGUCAGCCAGACCCAUCUGCAGUUUGACUGGCUUCCCUCUGCCAGGUCAUAUGCCUGUGAAGAGCCCAUUUGCCGUGUGCAGAGCCAAAACAGCCAUGACAAUGCCGGCUUGUGGAGUUCUUCAGCGUGCCCGAAGCGAAAGCAGAUGUAUGCGUUUGUGUAUGAUCACCGCAUGAACAUCACGCUCAACGCCGAGCACCCCUCUUUGGCUGUUGGGGCACACCCAGAUGACAACGACCGCUUCAUUUCUCUUCUUCUUCUUUUUCCUCUUCCUCUUCCUCUUCCUGUUCUGCUCCUCUUGCUUUCGCUCUAUAUUUGUUGCAAAUACCAUGCAGCUUCCAAGCAUGCGCAUAAACAUCCUCUGAACGGACCGGAUAACAUCCCAGAAGCUGAUUUCUGGAGACCUGUUCAUCCAGCUUUCGUCGGAUCUCACUUAAAUCCAAACCCUCAUUUGUUUCUUCUUGCCUUAUGCCCUCUUCAUGCGAUAUCACCUUCGAGUCUACUUUGUCCUCUAGCUCCAAAGAGCCAGAAGAUAGCUAUUUUCCUGCUCCUCGACAAACCGGCUUUCAAAAUCAUCUCCUAA
This is a messenger RNA of Uncinocarpus reesii 1704, 609 nucleotides long. RefSeq lists its product as uncharacterized. The record is from RefSeq and is a predicted model, not a curated record. Bases 1 to 609 code for a protein of 202 amino acids. The transcript has a single exon. Lineage: Eukaryota; Fungi; Ascomycota; Eurotiomycetes; Onygenales; Onygenaceae.